UAAGAAAACGAGCGCCCCCUCUGCUCGACAUCCGCUGAAGAAAUUAACGGAACAGAUUUUCGUUCGCUCCGCUGCUGCAAUGAAUGCAAUACUCUGACCCGCAAUCUGUGUACAUUCAUCCUGAGAGUGAGUCACACUCAGGCGUGUAAGGGCAAAUAUAUUAAUUUGCAUCUGAAUAAGAAGCCGAAGUAGCUGCAAAAUGGAGAACUGCAGCUUCCAGAGCCAGCUGCUGUCCGUCAUGGAGGUCCUGGCCAAGGCGGCUGUGGCGGAGAUAAACCGGCGUGUGGAUGACAGCUGCGCGGUGCUCCGGCUUGAGGUGAGCCAGAGCCGGCGGGACAUCGAGCUGCUGAAGCGUAAAUGUGAGGGGAUGGAGGCAGAGCUGCGGAGGGCCAGGAUGAGAGCCAGGAGGAAAGUGUUUUAUCCUCCAGCAGCUGGGAGAUUUUCUCCUUUUGUGAAAGUAGUUUUGAACCAAGAGAGACAGGGCGCAGACUGGAACAGACAGAUGGAUGCUGAGGCUCAAAAUCAGCCCCAGCAGUGUGCACACAUGGAGCCCACUAACGAAGAUGAGCACGUACGGAUCAAAGAGGAGUGUGCAGAGGAGGACGAGUGGAAGAACGACCCAGAGGACAAACUGAUAUCUGGGGCCUCACAGCCUGUCCAGACCGACGUCUUUGUGGACCAUUACCACUCAGCUGAGAACCCAACGGACCCGGAUUCUGUCAUUUCCCCAACGGACGGGUACAACGCUUUGCCAGAGCAGCAUCUGAACGCAAACCAAAAUGGGACAGAACUCAUAGUGAAACAUGAGAAAGAGGAAGAGCCCGAUGAGAACGCCGCUCCGCUCGAUUCAGGCCACAAGUCUGCGUCAGAGGAAGCUGACAGUCACCUGUGGUCGUCCAGUCUGUGCGGAGACGCCGGCGACCCAAGCUUCCCCUAUGCUGGGCAGCAGUUUGAGCCGUUUCCCGCUGUGCUCACACCUCAAAGCAGCCUGCAUUUAGAAGGUAUGGUGUACAGGGUUCACGCUGCAGGGAAAACACACUCUGCCACGGUGAGUGCAGCACGAGUGAAAAGACGAUCCAGGACAUUUGGAUGUAAACGUCCGCAGGCAGAUGAAGGACACAGUGCUUUAUCUCAGAUUAACUGCAAGGAUCAGAGCUCAAUUCCUCAACACACACAGCAUCAGUACGGAGACUUUGCACCGCCUGUGAGGAACCUAGCUGAGGAUGAGUUGGUGCAAAAUCCCGCGGCCUCCUCCCUCUGUGGGCACAGCCGCAGCGGCUUCGGCCUUGCGCGGAGGAUGAGGACUCCCUGGAGGUCCAGCAUCGGCGAGAAGAGGUUCAGCUGCACGUACUGCGAAAAGAGCUUCAUGAGGUUCAGUCAGCUCAAAGAGCACCUGAGGAGCCACACGGGGGAGAAGCCGUUCAGCUGCCUGCAGUGCGGCCGGAGCUUCACCAAACAGUGCAACCUCAUCAGACACGCGGUGGUCCACAGCGGGGAGAAGCCCUACGAGUGCUCGCUGUGUGGGAAGUGCUUCACCCAGCGCUCCAGCCUCAAGUCCCAUCAGAAAACAGCACACUGACUUUAGACUGGUUUGUUUUGGUAACUUUAAGAAACAUACCACGUUUUUUUCUUUAGUUUUUUUUGUUUGUUAGUCAGUCUUUAACUGCAGCCGGGAAUAUGUUGAUUAUAUACUGUUUGAAUUAUGUUAUAAUAAUAAUUACUAUUAUUAUGUUUGUUUAAAACUGUUUAAUAUUAUGGCUACUCUGCAACUACUUUCAUUGCUGUUGUAAUGAAGAUUAAGAGGCUAUUUGUCAAAAUAUAAAUAAAUAAAUAAAUAAAUAAAUAACCAAAAUAUUUUAGUGAGGACAUUAAAGAGUCCCCCACACACUAUUCUCUUUUCCAACCGGGCCACUCAGGGUAGCCACGCCCCCCAACCGGGCCCAGGGCCCUGAACGUCUUCUCUGGGUUACCUCACAACAAUAAACAGCUUGUAAAGACUGGAUGCUUAGAGCAGAACUGAAGCCAGUGGUUGAGAGUUUAAAUGCUUUAAAAUUUCCAAAACACCAUAAAUGAUCAGUAGAUCUGA
This is a messenger RNA of Toxotes jaculatrix (banded archerfish), 2086 nucleotides long. RefSeq lists its product as uncharacterized. Gene Ontology annotation, biological process: regulation of transcription by RNA polymerase II. The record is from RefSeq and is a predicted model, not a curated record. Lineage: Eukaryota; Metazoa; Chordata; Actinopteri; Toxotidae. The transcript has 4 exons. Gene Ontology annotation, molecular function: DNA-binding transcription factor activity, RNA polymerase II-specific; RNA polymerase II cis-regulatory region sequence-specific DNA binding. The coding region runs from base 200 to 1579 and encodes 459 amino acids.